Solea solea (common sole) is the source of this 2086-nucleotide messenger RNA. Its product is annotated as protein EFR3 homolog B-like. The transcript has a single exon. Gene Ontology annotation, biological process: protein localization to plasma membrane. Lineage: Eukaryota; Metazoa; Chordata; Actinopteri; Pleuronectiformes; Soleidae. The record is from RefSeq and is a predicted model, not a curated record. Bases 216 to 1424 code for a protein of 402 amino acids. Gene Ontology annotation, cellular component: plasma membrane.
ACCUCUAGUGCUCCACAUCAGUUGGAACUCACACGGUUGCAUUACUCCUCUCUCUUCUAGUCUUACUUAAAAAAGAACGAAUUUCACAACCAUGUCACUGGAAAGAAUCAUAUCUUUCUUGAUCGGUGAUUGUUGUGGAGCACUCAGUCCUGUACAAGCGAUUGGUAGACAACAUCUUUCCAGCAAACCAAAAGAAUGGGCUAGUAAAAGCCAACAUGGAGAAGCUGACAUUCUAUGCCUUGUUGGUUCCAGAAGAGCUUGACUGUAUUGGCGCUUACCUGUCUAAGAGAAUGUCACAGGAUGUGGCUCGACAAAGAUACAGGUAUGUGUGCAUAGCAAUGGAAGCGCUGGACCAGCUGCUGAUGGCCUGUCGCUCUCAGAGCAUCAACCUGUUUGUGAAGAGUUUCCUGAAGAUGGUGCGUGAGGUGCUAGAGUCGGACAAACCUAACCUACAGAUCCUAGGAACCAAUUUGUUUGUGAAGUUUGCCAACAUACAAGAGGACAACCCCUCCUACCACCGCUGUUACCAUUUUUUUGUGUCACGUUUCAGUGACAUGUGCCACUCUAGCAACGAGGACCCCGAUAUCUGCUUCAAGAUUCGCAUGGCAGGUAUCAAGGUGAGGAUGACGGGGAAUGACGACCUACAGGCCAAUAUCUGGGACCCUGAGCUCAUGGACAAGAUUGUCCCCUCUCUACUUUUCAACCUGCAGAGUAGAGAAUGCACACAGGACCACUCCCCUUCGCUGCUGCGGAUGUCAGAGAAAGAAAAGAGUGGCUUGGUGGAGUUGACAGAGUGCUGCUUUCGGGAGCUUCUGAGACGAGCUGCCUAUGGCAAAACACUUAUUAGUCUCAUGGAUUGGCAUGACAACAGGUCCAAGCUCCUCAGCAUGAGCAGCAUCCUGGACAUAUCUGUGCUCAAGAUCAAAGUGGUCAAGUGUUCCAGACAAGAUAACUUAUUCAUGAAAGGUCACGGCCAGCAGCUUUGCCAACACAUCUACUUGGUGUGCAAGGAGCAGAGCAAUGGUAGGCAGCAUUACGAGAACCUUUUUGCUUUGUUUGCCAUUUUGAGUGUGGAGCUGGCAAAUCCAGAGGUGGUUCUGGACCUCGUUCGCCUGACAGUUGCAUUGCAGGACCUGGCACUGUCAACUGACGAGGAUCUGCCUAUUUACAAUCGCUGUGCUAUUCAUUCCCUGACUGCCGCUUACUUCAACCUUAUUUGCCAGCUCACCACUAUUCCAGCCUUUUGCAAGUAUAUACACGAGGUUAUUAAGGUCAGGCAGGUAAAUAGCCCUCACCUUUUACCCGAGGGUGUCUUCACGAACAACCCCAAGCUGCCUGCCUCACUGGAGAAUGUGGAAGGGGAUGUUUUAUUUCUCCAGUCAAAAAUCUCUGAAGUCCUUGGGGGUGGUGGUUAUAACACAUAGAGACUUUCUUUACCUUUCAUUCCUCAGUACACAGAUGAUGAUCCAUUGGUGAAACUGUCUCACAGGUGGAGUUACAGUCUAGAAAUAGUCCAGAGAAAGAAGAGAGGAGAGUGACAGAGGAGAUCACAUUCAAAGCCUUGAAAAAUGUCAUUGUGGGCAGUGUGGAUAUGGAGGAGCAGGACAGGGAGUGGAGGAGACGAGUGAUGGAGAAGUUUCAGAAGGCCCCCUUUAAGGAAAUAGCUGCACAUUGUGGUCCAUGUAUAGGAGACUAAAUCAAAUCUUAGAGAUUACAAUUAGACCUCCACCCAGUCCUGCUGGAACCACGUUAUCAAGUCAUGGCCAAAGUCAAAGAUCAUCUGUACCCAUCUAUGACAUGACACUUCCUGACCUGUUUUUGUACUAAACCAGAAAGUCAACUGAGGUGUUGAAUAAGUAUUGUACACACUUUAAUGGCUGUAAAGUUGUUAACCACAUCAUUUACAAGAGAUAUUCAGCAAUAACAAAUGUUGUAUCCAGGCCACUUUAAAACAUUUUUUUAACUUAGUCAUCUGAAAUGACAAUUAUUUCACUCAGCGGGCAGAACUUCAGGCCAUCCUGAACAAAACCACCCACAGCCACCUAUCUCUCUGUCUGUAUACAUGUACUGUAUAUACACACAAUUU